AUGGGAUCAGGUUUUAUCGGAAGCUAUAGUCAAGAUCUUAGUGCAUAUGUGAGUUGGGAAGCAACUAACAUGGAAGUGGUAACAAGAGCUCCACCCUUUGAUUUCUAUCCUCCACCAAAGAGAAAAGCAAUCAAGUCUAGUGAGAAGGGUUGCAAAGAUGGUAACAAGGAAGGGAGAUGGACAGAGCAAUUGCUUAACCCUUGUGCCGUGGCCAUUACGGCAAGGAACUCAUCAAGUUACCUUUGCGUUCUCUCGGAACUGGAGUCUUCUUCUGGCGAUGCUAAUCAUCAGCUUACAGCUUUUGGACUUCGGAGGUUGCAACAUCAUCUUUCCUCAUCCUCACUGUCAUCAUUUUUUUGGCCUGUAGUUACUUUUGCUUCAGCAGAAGUGAAGAUGUUUCAGAAGACUUUGUUAAAGUUUUAUGAGGUAAGCCCUUGGUUUCCUUUGCCUAAUAGCAUGUUAAACUCUGUUAUCCUGCAGAUUCUAGCACAAGAUCCCAUAGAUAAGAAAAAUGGAUCUAUAUAUUGCUGAUACGGUGUCUCUCACGGAAUGCAGUGACCCACUUUGUUGGAGGCUCUGAGCUGCAGAUCAGAAGGACCUCCUCCUCAUGUUCGAAUAACUAUUGUAUCUGAUCUUACCACAGACAUACCUUUCUCACCCUCUUACAGAAAUGAUUUCCAACUCCUUGGCUUUGCUCAGUCUCUCAAGAUCAACUUCCAGAUUAGUGUACUUGACAAGUUCCAAGUCACCUCACCUCACGAGACCUUGAUCAUAUGUGCUCAGUUUAGGUUGCAUCACCUGAAGUAUAGCAUCCUUGAUGAUAGAAGCGAGGCUUAGAGGGCACUGAGAAGUUUAAGGCCAAAACAAGUGAUUCUUUGUGAGAAAAAUGGAGAAUACAGUACCAGUGGGGACUUUGUAGCAGGGUUCUCAAGGAAACUUGAGUAUCUGUGGAGAUUUCUGGUAAAAGAAGAGACUAGCGAGGAGAGAAAGCUAAUUGAAGGAGAGGCAACAAAGGUGUGGAUGAAUGAAGGAAAAGAUAAAUGGUAUGAGAGGAUGAGGGGCGGUUAUGCCGCAAAAGCAUCUGGAGAAGAUGCAAUUGAUGGAGCCAAAUGUUUACUAAGAAAAUAUGACAACUGCUGGGAAUUAAGAAUGGAAGAUAAAGGUACCGUCGCUGGGUUAAUAUGGAGAGUAGAUUCCUUUUGUUCAUUAUGGAAGUAG
Molecule: messenger RNA, 1218 nt
Organism: Capsella rubella
Lineage: Eukaryota; Viridiplantae; Streptophyta; Magnoliopsida; Brassicales; Brassicaceae
Product: scarecrow-like protein 29
Biological process (GO): regulation of DNA-templated transcription
Cellular component (GO): nucleus
Molecular function (GO): sequence-specific DNA binding; DNA-binding transcription factor activity
Source: RefSeq, a predicted model, not a curated record